GAGUAAACUGAAAACCAGAGUAGUUAUACUUAGUCCUUUAACCUGAUCUCAGCUGCCCGGGAUGUUUGCUGGUCUUAGUUAGAAGCUUGGCUUUAGUAGACAUGCUGUUACAGUGAAUGAAACUUUGGGCCUGUAUGGGCUAGACUUUGGUUGGAACUGAGAUCCCUGCAUAAAGCCAUAUCCCUUGAAAAUCUACACUUUCUGAUGAGAUGGAUGGACUAGGAAAAAAAUAUAUUGCUACUGAUCCAGAUAUGACAAAGAAGAUUGCUUUUUAUCCAUUUCCCCAGAGAAUUCUUAAACACAGGCAUUUAGAUCUGGGUUUAUAUAUAUGUUACCCAAGUGGCCUAAAAACUCCAAGCCAAGAAAUUGACAUUAGAAGUAAUAUCCCUGGAUGCUUGGCAUGAAGCGUAUGCAGAAUCUUUAGAGAGACCCACUUGACACAGGCUGCAGAGAAUUCCCACAGAGUCUGGAGGAUAGAUUUGUUAAACAGGAAUGCAUAUUGCUUGCUUUGUGCUGUUGAGAUCAUGAUGUUACUUUUGUAUUAGGAAAAAUAAACAUCUCUGCCUCUCAGUGAUCUCCAGAAAUGGAAUGAUAGAACAGAACUUGUAUACAAGCCAACAUUUGGAUGUGGAUACACAUUCAGCUGCCUCCUAUCCUUGCAGAGGUCAUGGAAGAAGUGACAUCAUGCUCCUUCAACAACCCUCUGUUCCGGCAGGAAGACAAGAGAGGGGUCACCUACCGGAUCCCAGCCCUGCUCUACAUCCCCCCCACCCGCACUGUCCUGGCCUUUGCAGAGAAGCGCUCCACCUGCAGGGACGAGGACGCUCUGCACCUGGUGCUGAGGCGAGGGCUGAGGACGGGGCCCUCGGUACAGUGGGGACCACUAACGCCACUGAUGGAAGCCAUGUUACCUGGGCAUCGGACCAUGAACCCCUGUCCUGUGUGGGAGCGAAAGAGUGACUGUGUGUACCUGUUCUUCAUUUGUGUGCGGGACCAUGUCACAGAGCGUCAACAGAUCAUGUCAGGCAGGAAUGCUGCUCGCCUCUGCUUCAUCUGCAGCCAGGAUUCUGGCUAUUCAUGGAGCGACGUGAGGGACCUGACUGAGGAGGUCAUUGGCCCAGAAGUGAAGCAUUGGGCCACAUUUGCUGUGGGCCCAGGUCAUGGCAUCCAGCUGCAGUCAGGGAGGCUGAUCAUCCCUGCAUAUGCCUACUACAUCCCUUACUGGUUCUUUUGCUUCCGGCUACCAUGUAAAGCCAGGCCUCAUUCCCUGAUGAUCUACAGUGACGACCUAGGGACCACAUGGCACCAUGGCAGGCUCAUUAAGCCCAUGGUGACAGUGGAGUGUGAAGUGGCAGAGGUGACUGGGAGGACCGGCCACCCUGUGUUGUAUUGUAGUGCCCGGACACCAAACAGAUGCCGGGCAGAGGCUCUCAGCACUGACCAUGGUGAGUGCUUUCAGAGACCGGCCCUGAGCCAACAGCUCUGUGAGCCCCCACAUGGCUGCCAAGGCAGUGUGGUAAGUUUCCGGCCCCUGGAGAUUCCAGAUGGGUGCCAGGACCCUACUGGCAAAGAUGCUCCUACUGGUCAGCAGAGCCCUCUGCUGGAUAGUUCCCUGAGGCUAGAGCAGGAAGCUGGAACAUUGUCAGAAUCAUGGCUCUUGUAUUCACACCCAACCAGUAAGAAACGGAGGAUUAACCUAGGCAUCUACCUCAACCGGACCCCCUUGGAAGCUGCCUGCUGGUCCUCCCCUUGGAUCUUGCACUGCGGGCCCUGUGGCUACUCUGAUUUGGCUGCUCUGGAAGAGGGCUUGUUUGGGUGUUUGUUUGAGUGUGGGACCAAGCGGGAGUGUGAGCAGAUUGCCUUCCGCCUAUUUACAGACCAAGAGAUCCUGAGCCAUGUGCAAGAUGACUGCACAAGCCCUGGUAGGAACUCUGAACCAAUUCAUAACUAAUUGGUUUAGGAUCCAACUUUCCAUAGAAGGGAAACCAUUAGAAGGCAACUAUAGCCAGGAUAAUGGAGGCCAGGAUAAUAGAGGUUACCGAAGCCUUCAGGGAAUCCCAGAACUUAAUAUUCUGCUCCCUGUCUUUUUUCACCUCUCCAAAGAGCAAAAUGAAAAUUUUGCCAUACCUACUGCAGCUGAAAUAGCACUGAACUGAAUUGGGAGACCAUGAUAUGAUCUGGGGCCUGCCACUGGCUGGCUCUGGAACCUUAAACUCUCUGGGCCUCAGAUCUCCAUCUGUAAAAUGAGAGGAUUGGUUCUGUGAUUUCUCUUCCUAUCCCUGGAGAAGGCAGAGUGCCUUCUUGCUCCUUGGUCAGCAAGUCUUGGCUGCACAAAGGACUCUGGUCUCAAAAUGGAAUCAGAGGAUUCACCGUUUCAAAUGACUCACCACUCAUCCAAGUAUGAGGUUGCAAGCAGGUGUCAUGUCAUGAAGGAUCUGGAUGGUUUGUUCGGUUUUUAAUAACAGAUGAGCUCUACAGGCUAUCUUGGAGGAAUUGGGCAAAACAGGAGAAACAUGAGGUCACCUACCUUCUUCAGCUUUGCAGCUCUGCUCAGCCUCCCCUUCCUCACCCAGAAAGUGUCAUUUCCUAGGAAGGAAAUGGGCUCAAUACCAAUAGUCCAUAUUGUUUCUGAUGGCAUUACUCCUAUGAGAGAUGAGCCUGAAGUUUAUUUAUUAGGAUGGUUCCUGAUGGGAAAAAGGCAUGGCUUAGGGCUUUAAAGCAUUGAACAAAACUUCCCACAGUCUCUGCCCUCAAGGAGCUCACAGUUUGUGAGGCUAGAAGAGGGAAACAUUUUUUGCAAAAUAAAUGCAGCUGGUGGGAUAGUUUGUAGAUGUUGGGCUCUAAGUUGGCAUAAUGGUAGCUCAUUAUCUUAGUUGCAUCUUUAUUGUGCCUGGAGCCAUCUUCCCCAGGGCUUGUCCAGUCUGCUGGAUUUCCCCUAAGUUUGUUUUUCUUAGGAUGUUGUCUGGGCCCAGCCACUCCAUUUGCCAGUGGAGAAACUUCACCCUUAGGAAGGUCUCAGACCCUCCAAUCCACUGAAUCUGGCCUGUUUGUUUGGACCUCCUGACAUCACUAUUUGUGAAGUGGGGAUGACACUUUGUCUUGUAGUUUUGGGGCUGAACUUUGCUAGUACUGGGUCUCUCAGAUGAUACCAUAUUGGUUGCUUUUAUUUUAGAUUGUUUUCCCCGUACCCUGUUAUUGUGAGGGAAAUUCUAUCAUGAGAGAUCUCUUUUUUGUUCUCCUUAAACUGGUAUAUCAGCUAAAUACAGGGUGGGACAAA
Molecule: messenger RNA, 3277 nt
Organism: Miniopterus natalensis
Lineage: Eukaryota; Metazoa; Chordata; Mammalia; Chiroptera; Miniopteridae
Gene: NEU3
Product: neuraminidase 3
Biological process (GO): ganglioside catabolic process; oligosaccharide catabolic process
Cellular component (GO): membrane; intracellular membrane-bounded organelle; cytoplasm
Molecular function (GO): exo-alpha-sialidase activity
Source: RefSeq, a predicted model, not a curated record